Pongo pygmaeus (Bornean orangutan) is the source of this 2094-nucleotide messenger RNA. RefSeq names its product dynein regulatory complex subunit 10 (gene DRC10). Bases 613 to 1962 code for a protein of 449 amino acids. NCBI's taxonomy places the organism in Eukaryota, Metazoa, Chordata, Mammalia, Primates, Hominidae. The transcript has 5 exons. Gene Ontology annotation, molecular function: protein binding. The record is from RefSeq and is a predicted model, not a curated record.
GCCGCCGCAGCCGCCGCCACUUCAGCCACUGCCACCAGGGCAGCUGCGCCAGCUCUCCCAUCCGCCGCCUACCGUCCUCUCAACCCCGCUGGCCCCGCCCCAUUUCCCCUUCACAGCGUCCUACUGGCUAACUGGGCUACCGUGAUGUAUUCUGAUUGGUCAACCCUCACGUCCUUCCGCAGGUCUUGCCCGCAGCCUAUGCGGUACUCACUGCCCGCCUCCUUAAGAAGGGGCGGGACGAAGAAGCCACUCCCCUUCUCCUCCCUUGUUCCCCGCCUUACUCGUUGUCCAACCCAGAGGGAGUCCCAAGUCUUUCCAUUGGUGAAAGGUCAAAAUGGCGGUGCUUCUGAUUGGUCAGACUUCAGGAGGUGGGGACAACUGAGCGGAACAAUAAAUUGAAUGGUGAAAAGAAAGGUCAGUCAGACACCGAGUCCCGCCUUCUGAGAUUGGCGGGUAACCUAGCAACGCAGGGACCGCGGCGGUAACUGUGGCUAGGGAAACCUGCAGCGGUCAGAGCAGGAUGGCCAGAGACAAUAAAAGCACGAGACCCAAGUAGUCUACCGAAGUCUCCAUCUCUACGGACCUACAGAGGCACAGACGGCUGCUCACAAGAUGGCUUUAGACAUUCUCGCCAUGGCCCCUUUGUAUCAGGCCCCUGCCAUCAACAGAAUAGGGCCAAAGACAGACCCAUCUAAAAGGCCAGCUGACCCACUAAAACCCUUGGUUCUCUCUAGGACCAAACUCACCACCAUUGAGGCCAAAAGGAUCAUGUCCGUCCUGGAUGAGGCGAUCUACAAGGUGGAGCUGGUGACCUUGCUGUCGUAUGCGGCAUGCAACAGAGAGGAUAUGGAGGGGAUGCUGGGGGAGGACGUCAUGAGGGCAGUGAGAGAGCAUGAGGAUCUCUGCCAGGUCCUCCUUGAAAAUGUCAGGUGCCUGAAAGAGAAAGAAAGGCAAUUGCAGGAGCAGAAAGAGGCUGAGGAGGAAGGGUGGCUCAGAGACCGCCUCCUUUCCAUAGAGCUGCAGAAAUCCAGCCUCUCACCACUUACGCAGCAGAUCAAAGACUCCACCAAGAACGUCCUGAGACUCUUGCUCAGCAACCCCCAGGCUGCUAGGCUCCUGCAGAUGCAGACACAGGGUAGAAGUGCAGAAGCCCAGAAUUUUAUUGACAGCCUGAUAGAGCUCCGUGGUUUCCUGUUUGAAAAACUACUCACUAGUCCCAUGGAAGCGAGGGAUAAGGCCCAGUUCUUACAGGAUAUCAGUAGACAGAAUAGUAAUAACCAACAAAUCAUUGAUACUCUUGAAAAGGAAUUGGCGGAGAGAAUGAAGAACAGGAAUGCAGAGGUGGAAAAGGAGAACUUUGUGAUCCAAGAACUGAAAAACCACCUGCACCAGGUGCUCAAGUUCUCAGAGAACAGCCUCCUUCGCACUAAGCAGGAGGCUGAGAAGCAGCAGAAGGCCGAUUUCCGGGCAUCACAGGCCAGGGUGGCCAAGAUCCAGCAGGAGAUCCUGCAGCUGCAGUCACAGUUUUACAACCUGGUCAUGGAGAACCGGGAGGCGGAGCAGGCGCUGAGGAAGAAGAAAUAUAAAGUGGAAACGGAAAUCGAGAACUGGAUCCAGAAAUAUGAUACAGAGAUGGGUGAGAAGCAGGAGGAGUUGGAGGAUCUGGACGCUGUUCACAGGGAAGAGAAGAUCUCGCUGGAGGAGCUGAGGCGGAGGCACAAAGUGCUUGUGGGAGAGUUUGCGCAGAUCCGGGAAGAGCGGGAGAUCAACUCCAAGAAAAGGAUGGAGGCAGAGCAGGAGAUGGUGCGCAUGGUACGGGCGGCCACACUCAUCCAGGCCCUAUGGAAGGGCUAUCUGGUGCGUUCCCUGCUCAGAUCCAAGAAGAAGCGGGGCAAGGGCAAAGCGAAGGACAAGGAGAAGGGCAAGCAGAAAGGCAAGGAGAAGGGCAAGGGCAAGAAAUGAGCUCUCCACCCAGCCCGCUCCUGGCCCUUAUCCUUCCAGAGACCAGGCCAGGAAGCCCCGGGAUGGAGAGCACUAAAUUCACGGCUUUCAUGAUGUUUUUAUUUAAUAAAUUAAAAAGUAUUUGAAGCCACA